Messenger RNA from Phyllostomus discolor (pale spear-nosed bat), 3673 nucleotides. RefSeq names its product sialic acid binding Ig like lectin 10 (gene SIGLEC10). Bases 332 to 2443 code for a protein of 703 amino acids. The transcript is spliced from 10 exons. The record is from RefSeq and is a predicted model, not a curated record. Gene Ontology annotation, cellular component: plasma membrane. Gene Ontology annotation, molecular function: sialic acid binding. NCBI's taxonomy places the organism in Eukaryota, Metazoa, Chordata, Mammalia, Chiroptera, Phyllostomidae. Gene Ontology annotation, biological process: cell adhesion.
CACAGCCAGGCCCCUGGGCUAGACACCUGCCUUCCACUCCCUCCUGCAGAGGAGACUCAGGAAGGACCAGCUCAGCGAGCCCAACGCCAGGCAUGGCCCCCAGGAAAGGCAGAGUCCAAGUGGGUGAGGUGGGGUGUGGGGUGGGGGGUAAAGGGAGAUUCCAGUGGUCUCAGAUGAGGAGCUCAUUUCAUGCAUCAGUCCCCCAGGCUCAGCUUCCGCCCGCCUGCCUGACUGCCUGCCCCUGCUUCCUCUUCUGCCCCUGCUCACUGCCAGUCACAGUGUCAGGGAAUGAGCCUGUCCCUGGGCAGCUGCAAGUGUUGCCUGGGCAGAGAUGCUCCUGACGCUGAUCUUCGCUGUGCUGUGGGGUGGUGAGUGGGCCGAUGGCCAUAAGGGCCUUCUUUGGAGCCAGGAGUCUAGAUUCUCUCUGGCAGUACAGGAGGUGGUGACGGUGCCGGAGGGCCUGUGUGUGUUGGUGCCCUGUAGUGUCACCUACCCCCGUGAAGGCUGGGAUAAGGACACUCCAGCUUAUGGUUACUGGUUCAUCGAAGGAACAGAAACGCUCCAUGGUCUUCCAGUGGCCACAAACAACUGGUCUCGAGAGGUGGAACCAAGGGCCAAGGGCCGAUUCUACCUUGUGGGCAAUCCCCAGGAGUAUAGCUGCACCUUGCUGAUCAAAAAUCCACAGAGGGAAGACAGCAAAUCGUACCACUUUCGGGUGGAGAGAGGCAAAUCCGUGAGAUAUAAUUUUAUGGAUAAAAAGUUGUAUCUGAAUGUGACAGCCAGGACACAGAAGCCAGCUGUGUACGUCCCAGAGACCCUGGAGCCUGGGCAGCAGGUGACAGCCAUCUGUGUGUUUGACUUGAACUUUCAACAAUGCCAAGCCCCUACCUUCUCCUGGAUGGGGGCUGCCCUUUCCACCCACCAAAUCAGUCUGACCACUGCUCGUAUCUCAGUGCUCACCUUCACACCAAGUUCCGAGGACCACGAUGCCAGCCUCACCUGUCGAGUGCACUUCCCCAGAGAGGGUGUGAGCUUCGAAAACAGUGUCCAGCUUAAUGUGGCCUAUGCCCCCAAAGUCCCGGUGAUCAGCAUUUUCCAAGACAACAGAUCAGCCCUGAUGCUCCAGGGAGACAGCCAAUCUCUGACAGUCCAGAAAGGCCAGUUCCUGCGGCUGCUCUGUGAGACAGAUGGCAGUCCCCCUGCCACCCUGAGCUGGGCCCUGGAGGACAGAGUCCUCUCCUGGUCCCACCUCUCAGGCUCCGGGCGCCUGCAGCUGGCAUUGCCCAGGGUGAAGCCUGAGGAUGCAGGACGCUACACUUGCCGAGGAGAAAACAGGCUUGGCUUCCAAAGCCGAUCGCUGAACCUCUCUGUGCAGUAUGCCCCUGAGAACCUGACAGUGAUGGUCUCUGGAGCAGAUGGGACAGUCCUGCAAAACCUCGGGAAUGGCGCGUCUCUCCCCAUCCUGGAGGGCGAAAGCCUGCGUUUGCUCUGUGUUGCCCACAGCAACCCCGCAGCCAGGCUGAGCUGGGCCCAGCGCUGGGAAUUUCUGAGCCCCUCCCAGCCCUCAGACCCUGCGGUCCUGGAGCUGCCUCGGAUACAAAUGGAGCAUGAAGGCGAAUUCAUUUGCGAAGCUUCGAACCCGCUGGGCUCCCUCCAAGUCUCCCUGCAUCUCUCUGUGCGCUACCCCCCACGGCUGCUCGGACACUCGUGCUCCUGGGAGGACGAGGGUCUGCGCUGCAGCUGCUCCUCCCGAGCCCAGCCGGCCCCCUCGCUGCGCUGGAGGCUGGGGGAGGCGUUGCUGGAGGGGAACCACGGCAACGACUCCUACACGGUCACCUCCAGCUCCGCGGGGCCCUGGGCCAACAGCUCCCUGAGCCUCCGCACGGGGCUCAGCGCCGGCCUGAGGCUUAGCUGUGAGGCUGAGAAUGUCCACGGGGCCCAGAGAGCCAGCGUCCUGCUGCUGCCAGAAGAGGAAGGACUCAUCUCAAAAGGAUUCUCUAGUGGAGUACUUUUGGGCACUGGCGUCACCGCCCUCUUCGUCCUCUGCCUCAUCUUGGUUUUCGUGAAGAUUCUGAGGAAGAAACAGACCCAGGCAGGGACUCCGACCCAGGCAGAGACUCCAACCCAGGCAGAGACUCCCACCAAAGCAGAGACUCACAGGCUCAGGGUCACAAGGAGGAGCACCAUCCUGGAUUAUGUCAACGUGGUCCCUAACCCGGGUCACCUGGCUCGGAAUCGAAGGGCCAAACCCAGCAGUCCUUCCAGGACCCCUCCUGCAGAUGCUAACUCCCCAGGACCCAAAUCAUCCCGUCCAGCCCCAGAAUCAGGGAAGCACAAAGAGGAGAUCCAUUAUGCCGCCCUCAACUUCUCUGGCCUCAGGGCACAGGAGACCCAGGAGUCCAGGAACAUCGGCUCGGAAUAUGCAGCAAUCAGGUUCCACUGAUGGCCCACUGGGCUGUGGGGUGGGGGUCUAGUCUGGAGGGAAAGGCAGGGUCAUAGAAAGGGUGAGGAAAAGGGAGCAGAAUCUCUUUCCCUGUCUUCUUUAACUUCUCCCAGGAUGGGUCAUCCCAUCCCAGAUCUGACAUUUGCAACCGCUUGACAGCUAUCCCCAGAGUGACCUUCUCUGGAUACACUCUUCUGCAAACAAAGAUAAACUUUUCAUGUGACAAACCCAGGCACCACCCUCUCUGAUUAUUCACAGUGUCACUUUUCUACAAGGUGGGAGAACCCUUAAAAGUGGCUCAACAUACCACUCAAGAGCCAAGAAUGUUUUUACAUUUUAAAUGGCUGUGGGGCAUUGGGGGAGAGUGGCCCUGGCUGGUGUGGCUCUGUGGAUUGAGCACUGGCCUGCAAACCAAGGGGGUGCUGGUUCAAUUCCCAGUCAGGGCACAUGCCUGUGUUGCAGGUCAGGUCCUCAGUUGGGGGCAUGUGAGAGGCAACCAGUUGAUGUAUCUCUUACACAUCGAUGUUUCUCUCCCUCUUUUUCUCCCUCCCUUCCCCAUCUCUCUAAGAAUAAAUAAAUAAAAUAUGUUUAAAAAUAAAACAAUAAACAAAUAAAUGGUUGGGGAAUCAAAGGAUUGGGUGGUGCAUAAAAAUAUGAAAUUCAAGUGUUUGUGUGUCCAUUAAUAAAAUGUUAUUGCAGCCUAGCCAUACCCAUCCUUUUAUGUAUCCUUCUAUGGCUGACUUCAUGCAGAGUUGAGUUGUCAGCCUGCAAAGCCCAAGAUAUUUAGCAUCUGGUCCUUUACAGGAAAAGUUUGUGUAUCUUAAAGUAAACUCACCCACUUAUUUUUACAGAAGGGGAAAUAGAAGUAGCAGUUUAGAAAUGGGUCAAGAGUAGCCAGGGCCAGUGUGAUCAGCUGUGGGACUGGGUGGGUCGUUUCCAGGUGAGGAUGUUCUGGGCAGGGAGGUGACAUGGAGGUUGGGGGUGAAUGGGUUGUGGACCUGAAAACCAAGGGGAGAGCACCAACCAGCUGGUGAAGAGAAGGGAAGAGGAGUUGUUUCUCACUGCAAAGCAUGUCCUUCCCCUUCAUCCUUCCCUGGAGGUCAUAGUUGUGAUUGUUUUAUAGACAGUCUCCUUGGGGGAUGGUUUUCAGUCUGGCAGAAAACUGGAAAGCCCAGAAAAGAUGCUGGCCUUUGUAUUAAAAAAAAAGUGAUGAAAAGCAGGAAGAGCUGG